This is a messenger RNA of Myripristis murdjan (pinecone soldierfish), 4472 nucleotides long. It is a transcript of the gene wfs1b, whose product is annotated as Wolfram syndrome 1b (wolframin). The transcript has 10 exons. Gene Ontology annotation, cellular component: endoplasmic reticulum; endoplasmic reticulum membrane. Gene Ontology annotation, biological process: endoplasmic reticulum unfolded protein response; calcium ion homeostasis. Lineage: Eukaryota; Metazoa; Chordata; Actinopteri; Holocentriformes; Holocentridae. Gene Ontology annotation, molecular function: protein binding. The record is from RefSeq and is a predicted model, not a curated record. Bases 166 to 3120 code for a protein of 984 amino acids.
CAUCAGUGUGUGUGGAGUUUGACCACCGACUCGGUGGACGGAGCGGAGGUUACGAAAGCGAAAGGGAUGAAUGAGAGGAGACUUUGAGAAACAAAGAUUUGGAGACGUUUGUAGAAGCUUUCACCGAGCGGAUUAAAGUCAAACUGGUGUCCUGGUCGUGAAGACAUGGAACCAUCGCCGCCUGGCACCCCCGUCACCCCCGUCACCCCGAAACCCACCCCCUCCUCUUCCGCCGCCCCGAAGCUUGGCCCUGCCUCCUUCGCCGCAUCUCCAGCUGCCCCAAAAGCUGCCCCGGCCGAAACCCAGCCAAAGCUUAAACCUGCCAGGCCGACCACUCCAGCCUCUCCUGCCCCUUCCCCCUCCCCUUCUUCCUCCUCAACUGCCUCCUCUUGUGCCUCACCGCUUCAGUCAAGCCCCUCUCCCUCUCCUGCUGCACCCCCCACCUCCCCCCUCCGCCAUCCUGUAAGGAGCCUCUCUCAUUCGGGCCGAUCUCAGCUCAAUGCAGCUUCCACAGGGAAUUCCACGACCAGACGACAUUCAGCAGCUGAUGCUGCUGGUCCACAGCCGGCUCCCGCUCCUGAACCAGAGGAGCCAGAGGAAGAGAUAAAUUUUGAGGAGUUGGAGGAGAGGGCAAAGUCUGGAGAUGCCAAAGCACAGACCAAGAUGGGACGUUUCUUCCUUGCACUAGCAGAAGAAAGAGAUGAGGAGCUGAACAACUGCACAGCGGUCACUUGGCUGGUCCAGGCUGCUAAACAGGGCCGCAAGGACGCCGUCAAGCUGCUGCAGCGCUGCCUGGCCUCCAGCAAAGGCAUCACAUCAGAGAACUUAGUGGAGGUGAGGAAGCUGUGUGAGGAGACGCGCUUCGAGAGGGGAGUGAGGAAGGCAGCUCUACUCAUGUACUGGAAGCUGAACCCAGAGAGGAAGAAGUCAGUGGCCGUUUCUGAGAUGCUGGAGAACGUUGGGCAGAUCCACGCAGAGCCAGGGGAGCCACCCUCCCCAGGUCCUCUCUCCAGCUCUGCCAAGAAACAGAGGAGAGUCCUGGAGAGUCUGGUCAGCAGCGAUGCCUCCUCACAUGUUGCUAUGGAUGACUUUGUUGAGAUGACUAAGAAGUACGCACAAGGCAUUGCGCCCUCGCCGGCCAUGGCUGGGGAGGGAGGUGAUGAUGACGAUGAUGAUGAUGUAGUUGUGAAGAACCCAGAUGACUUGCCCCUCCACCAAAAGGUGCUGAAGUUCCCCCUGCACGCCCUGCUGGAGAUCAAGGAGCAUCUCAUCGACUGGGCAUCACGAGCCGGCAUGCAGUGGCUCAGUGCCUUGAUUCCCACACACCAUGUGAACGCGCUCAUCUUCUUCUUCAUCAUCUCCAACCUCACCAUUGAAUUCUUCAUCUUCAUCAUCCCUCUGCUGGUGUUCUACCUCUCUUUCUUCUCCAUGGUCAUCUGCACAUUGCGUGUUUUUCAGAAUUCAAAAGCAUGGGAAAACUUCCGAGCUUUGACAGACCUGUUGUCUCACUUUGAACCGGGUCUGGACCUGGAGCAGGCUGAAACCAACUUUGGAUGGACACACUUAGAACCCUACCUGUACUUCCUGCUGUCGGUGGUCUUUGUGGUUUUCUCCUUCCCUGUGGCCGAUAAGUCCUGGAUCCCAUGCUCAGAGCUGGCUACCGUGGCUCUCUUCUUCACUGUCACCUCCUUCCUCAGCCUUCACUCCUCUGCUCAGAUCUUUGCCCGCAAAGCGCUCCUCACAGAGGUCCUUUCUGGUGCCUGCUCCCUCACUCACCUCCUCCCAGACUCCCUCUGGUUCCUCAAGGCCUUUGGGAAGACUUUUAUCACUGUGCCUCUAGGGGAGUUGGUGGUGCUGAACCUAGGUGUGCCCUGCUUCUUGUAUGGGCACCUUUUCUAUCUCCUGUUUCGCAUGGCCCAGCUGAAAGGCUUCAAGGGCACCUACCUGUGCCUGGUCCCAUACUUGGUGUGCUUCACCUGGUGUGAGCUCUGCUUGGUGUUCCUCAAUAACUCCUCCACCAUCGGACUUAUCCGCACCUGCGUGGGCUACUUCCUCUUCCUGUUUGCCCUUCCUGUGCUAUCACUGGGCCUGGCUGCCAUGCUCCUCAUCCAGUUGCUACAGUGGUUUGUAGCCUUGGAACUGACCAAGAUGGUGGUUACAGUGACAGUUUGCUUUGUGCCGGUAGUGUUGAGACUAUGGACCCGGUUCAGCCUCAACCCCAUCGUAGUGUUUCGAUCUUUGUCGCGGAGCAGCAUUGUCAAGCUCAUCCUGGUGUGGCUCAGUGCAGUGGUGCUCUUCUGCUGGAUAUACGUCUACCGGUCAGAAGGCAUGAAGGUUUACAACUCCACCCUGACGUGGCCUGAGUACGGCAACCUUUGUGGCCCACGAGCCUGGAAAGAGUCCAACAUGGCCCAAACUCAGAUCCUCUGCUCUCACCUCGAAGGACACCGUGUCACCUGGACGGGACGCUUCAAAUACGUCCGUGUGACAGACAUUGAGAAUGGAGCACAGUCGGUCAUCAACCUGUUACCGGUAUUCGUUGGGAAUUGGAUGCGGUGUCUGUACGGUGAGGCGUAUCCAUUAUGCGAUGAGGGGAAGAACGCCACAGCCGAGUCCCAACCCCACCCUGCCCCUGUCCUCCUUCCAGAACAUCCCCUCUGUAAACUGAAAAACCUCGCUAAGCACGAGUGUCACGUCAAACGCUUCGAUCGAUACAAAUUUGAAGUCACAAUGGGUAUGCCACUAGAGAAGAAGACCAAGAACGGGACGAUCAUAGAGGACGAGGACGCGACUAAAGACAUUGUCCUGCGGGCAAGUAAUGAGUUUAGGCCCGUGCUGCUAUACUUGAAGACAGGAAGCCUGGUGGAGUUCAGCACCGUUCUCGAGGGUCGUUUAGGCUCCAAAUGGCCUGUGUUUGAACUCAAAGCCAUCCACUGCAUUUCAUGUGCUGAUUCCCUCUUGCCCAGCCGCCGGCAGUAUAAGAUCGAACAUGACUGGAGGCGCACGUCCCGGAGUGCGCUGCAAUUUGCCUUUGACUUCUUCUUUAACCCCUUCCUGACUGCUCAGAUAGAGCUAGAGGCCCAAACUGAGACAGAGAGUGGGCCACAGGAGGGAGGGUAGAUGGAGAGACACUUAGUGUGGAUAUUUUGUACAUCACAUGACUACAUGAUAAUUUUUUGAGUGGGUGUGCUAUUUACAGAAUGAAAAAUGCUUUAUGGACUACAAAAAGCAGCAGAUUGUAGACUGGAUAAUGUUAUACCUGCAUUGAGUGCACACUUUAGUGUAUAUAUAUUUAUACACUGGGGGAGAAAAAUGUUGACGCUAAUAUCAUGUGUGAUAAUUACAUUAUGUGCAGUUGAAGAACGUAAACGGUUGUACACCAUAGUUGCCCACGAUGAGAUCCAGUAGUAGUGUUGUAUGGCUACUUGAAUGUGUGCCACUGUAAAUAUGCAUUUUGAGUGUUUGUGUUUUUAUAGUUUUUGAGCCAAAGUGUUUGAGAAUACAAAGGCAUUUAAGUAUAAAACAAGAAGUAAGGUAGGGGAGAAACACAAACUUAAAAGUUUUUAGAUUAAGUAAUAUAAUUAACACAGGACACUACCUUAAGAAACACACACACGCACACACACACACACACACACACACUCACACUCUCACACUGUCAGCCCCUGUCAGUGGUCAGUAGUGUGUUUAUGAACAUUUCAAUCCACUAAUGAAGUCAAGUUGCUCAUUUGUAUAUAAAUCUGCAAACAUUUGUAUGUCUAAUUGUCAUCAAUUGUUUGGCAUUGUAACUACAAAAUCAGCAGCAGUGUUUGUACUUGACAGUUUCCUUACCAAACUGUCAUUUCAGUGUUGUCAGAAUGCAUCAGAAAUUGCUGAUGCAUUAUCUGUGGCCUACAUAAAAUUAUGGAUAGAUUUUUUUUUCAUAUGAUUAUGGUACUGUUGUGAACACAGAGGUCUUCAUCUGUUGUACAGCUUUAAUUACGGUUCAUUAUAUGAUAUUCCUAGUAUGUCAUUUUGAAAUGCUUAGUAUGAGAGGUGGCUCUGAAGUGCCUUACAAGAUAUUAUCUCACAUGCGGAUCCCAUGUGAUAUUGUGAAACAUGGUUAUUGUUUUCUUUUUAUUCAGGUUUGAAGAUGUACAGCCAGUAAUGCUAAUGUGCUCCGCAGUGCAACUUUGGGAGUGAAUAGACUAAAUUAUUUCCCUAAUCCUCAACCUUUGGAAGCUCACCUGCUUCAAAGCUCAUAUUUAUCACCGUGCACUUACAAGUAUAUCUCUGCUCUCUUUGUCCUCAUGUGCCUUUCUGUUCCUCCUCUAGCUGUUUUAUCCCUCGCCCUUUCUUAUCUUCCCAUCUCUGCUGUGCAGGGUUUUAAUAUAUCGAACAUUUGCUGUCCCUCAGUGAUGAUGUAAGUGUUUCAGGUUAGUUUGUCACUACUGUAUCCCCAUACUGUGACCAAUAAAUUGAUGAAAAAUCUG